Seriola aureovittata is the source of this 874-nucleotide messenger RNA. Its product is annotated as CD209 antigen-like protein E. Bases 126 to 824 code for a protein of 232 amino acids. The record is from RefSeq and is a predicted model, not a curated record. NCBI's taxonomy places the organism in Eukaryota, Metazoa, Chordata, Actinopteri, Carangiformes, Carangidae. The transcript has 6 exons.
CUGUAGAGAACAACAAAACACAACUAUUCAGAGUUUGGUAUAUAUAUAUAUAUAAUAUAUCUGAAACCAGGCAGACUGAAAGAGAGAUGUCUCAGUACAUUUAAGACAAUGAUCCUGCUGAACAAAUGCAGAUGGAAGAAAGAGCCGUAAAUACAACUGGAGAGCUUGAUGAGGCGGAGGAGAGGACAGUGAACAUCUAUGAAAGCGUAGACUAUCUCAGUCUAAAUGCCAGAAGAAUUGUGACCCAGAGUACCCUGUAUCAGCAGCCAGGCAGGACUUUUUACAGGGCUGCGACUAUGUGCCUGGGUCUGCUGUGUAUUCUCCUCCUGGCUGGCAUUAUGGGCGUAGGAGUUCACUGCAGAAUCAAACUGCAGACCCACAUCAAGAGCGGGGAUGAAAACAGAAAACAGACUUUGGUUGAAAUCUAUCGUUUCUGUAAGGAUGGGUGUAAGUCAUUCAACAACAGUUUUUACUUCAUUUCAUCUGGACAAAAGAGCUGGAAGGACAGCAGGCAGGACUGCAAAGACAGAGGGGCAGAUCUAAUUGUUGUAAACAGCAAAGAAGAGCAGGUAUUCAUCAACUCCUUCAACCGCAAAUUCUGGAUUGGUCUGAGUAACAGGGACAGAGAGGGAACAUGGAAAUGGGUGGAUGGUUCAGUUCUGAACAGCACAGGGUUUUGGAUAGGAGUUGAACCCAGGGGAAGGUUUGCAGGAGUGAGGGACGGUUGUGUCAGCACCUUAUGGUACAGACAGCAGAACACCUGGAAUGAUGAUGAUUGCUCCAAAGCUCAACAGUGGAUUUGUGAAAAAGUGCAUGACUUCUAACUUCUUAUUUUUCAUCCUUAAUAAAAAAUGUGAUGAGCACCACACAAUAA